This is a messenger RNA of Betta splendens (Siamese fighting fish), 3126 nucleotides long. RefSeq names its product E3 ubiquitin/ISG15 ligase TRIM25-like. Bases 394 to 1482 code for a protein of 362 amino acids. The record is from RefSeq and is a predicted model, not a curated record. Gene Ontology annotation, molecular function: zinc ion binding. NCBI's taxonomy places the organism in Eukaryota, Metazoa, Chordata, Actinopteri, Anabantiformes, Osphronemidae. The transcript has 2 exons.
CUUCAGUUCAUUAAAAUAAAAUAGUGAUAAAUAGUUAAGUUACUGUGUUUGUUCAUAUUACGGUUUGUCUUACUCCUUGAACCAUUUUAAUUACUUUUUAACUAAUUAAUGGUUUAUUUGUGUAUUUGAUUAAUUCUAACUUAAGCUAUAAUAUACUAAUCUGGAGCUAAAAACCUUUUCGACAUUUUAGUUUCACUUUUCUUUCGAAGUUAAAAAGCAGGAGGAUUGAUUGAUUUUUUUUUUUUUAGCCUUGUUCUCACUUCAUGUAACCAUCAUGAGUUGACGUGGAAAUAUGACUGCAUUCACUGAACAAAUAUGUUGUUUAUCAGGUCGACCUGGUCUUAACUGUGAUAAAGUGAAACACAGACUCAGUCGCUGCAACUUAGAGGUGAAAUGGCGCAGACGGGAUCUCAGUUAAACCAGACAACUUUAGCCUGUUCCAUCUGUCUGGAUCCACUGAAGGAUCCGGUGACUCUUCCCUGUGGACACAGCUACUGCAUGAACUGUAUUAGAAGAUUCUGGGAUGAAGAAGACGGUAAGAGACUCUACAGCUGCCCUCAGUGCAGACAGACCUUCACACCGAGGCCUGUCCUGGUGAAAAACACCAUGUUAGCAGAGUUAGUGGAGCAGCUGAAGAAGACUGGACUCCAAGCUGCUGCUGCUGAUCACUGCUAUGCUGGACCUGAAGAUGUGGCCUGUGAUGUCUGCACUGGGAGGAAACUGAAAGCUGCCAAGUCCUGUCUGAUGUGUCUGGUCUCUUACUGUGAGACUCACGUCCAGCCUCAUUAUAAUUCCUCUGCCUUUGAGCAACACAAGCUGGUGGAGCCCUCCCAGAAGCUGCAGGAGAACGUCUGCUCUCGUCACCACAGAGUGAAGGAGCUUUUCUGUCGUACGGAUCAACAGAGUAUCUGUUAUCACUGCUCUGUGGAUAAACAUAGAGGCCACGACACAGUCUCAGCUGUAGCAGAGAGGACUGAGAGGCAGAGAGAGCUCGAAGGGAGUCGACAGGAAAUCCAGCAGAGAAUCCAGGACAGAGACAAGGAGGUGAAGGUGCUUCAACAGGAGGUGGAGGCCAUCAGUCGCUCUGCUGAUCAAACAGUGGAGAACAGUGAGAAGAUCUUCACUGAGCUCAUCCGUCUGAUGGAGAAAAGAAGGUCUGAGGUGAAGCAGCAGAUCAGAUCCCAGCAGGAAACUGAAGUAGGUCGAGUCAAAGAGGUUCAGGAGAAGCUGGAGCAGGAGAUCACUGAGCUGAAGAGGAGAGACGCUGAGCUGGAGCAGCUCUCACACACAGAGGAUCACAUCCAGUUUCUACACAUCUACCCGUCACUGCCAGCACUGAGUGGAUCCACACACUCAUCCAGAACCAACACCCGUCCUCUGAGAUACUUUGAGGACGUGACAGCAGCUGUGUCAGAGCUCAGAGACCGACUACAGGAGGUUCUGAGGAAGACGUGGACAAACAUCUCACGGACACAGAAUUGACGAAGUGAAAGAUCACAUCCAAGAAGUAGGCGUAGUUCUCCUCAGUUUCAAUAGGUUGCAGCCUCUUCAUUUUGUGAGUAAAUAUGAGAGGCAGACUUGGCAGAUUUGUACUUUUAGACUUAGUGGGUCUAUACCAUGCUUAUGCUAAUAACUUGGGGCGUUAAAAUUACACACAAAUCAUGUAAAGUAAAAAUGUAAAGUAAAGUAAAGUAAAAUAACCUUAAUUUGCCUCCACAUUCUGAUUGGCUGAUGAACAAGGAAGUUGUCGUAGUCCUUUGACAUAGCAUAGCAGAUCCUGAAAGCUCCACAAGCAGCAACAAGCUAGUCCACUGACUGAUGACUUUAAUUAUAUUAAUGAUCAGACAGACAUUCACUUUCAACCGUCAGCUGAGACCUGCACCGCUCUGACUCUGCUUCGCUUGAUACACAGUUUACUUAGGCGACGACACCGCCUGCCGGCAGGUAACAGGUGCGACAGUAAAGGACAAGACGUUCCUGAUCGUUCACAAAAAACACGACACAAAACAGUUUAAACGCUAUGCUCCGUCCAUAGAUCACUCUGUUAGAGUGCAUGCUCUAACAGAUAGGUAACGUAAACCAAGGCAAUGACAGAGACAGCUAACAGGAUGUCACCAGGUAAAACAACUCACCGGAAGUCGGUCAUCAGUUCACGUGGUCACUCUUUCGUAUGGAACACCAGUUGAUGUUACUUACCUGUUAGCGUGACAGAAUAAUCUGUGAAUGAAGCGCAUGGUUUACAUUACAUAACCCUAACAGGUAGGUAGGUAACAGGAGGCACUUUAUCCACAGAUUACUCUGUCGCUAACCGGUAAGUAACGUCAACUUGUGGUCAAUGUCAACGUCAACUUGUAGACUAAGUCUACAAGUACAAAUCUGGUUACGCACGCACAGAUCACACAUUAGAUUUUAACGCGACCCUAAUUUGACUCCAUAAACAUCUCCUGAUGACAUUAGCUCAUUACAGUUGCUGCCUCCUCUGCCCCACAACAAGAUGGCAGGAUGAAAUCUGUGUAAAGAUGUAAAUGUAUGUAGUUGCAACAAUGACCGUCUCUGCUGUUGACCAGAUGAGAAAUAGCCAAAUAAGUGGAAAAGGAAAAAGUUAACCUAAAACAGUUUCAUUUGGUGUACAGUGUUUCCCCCAUGACAGGGGUCGGCAACACGUGGCUCCAGAGCUGCAUGGGUUAGGGUUAUUUAUAUACUGUGGCUCCGUGUGGCUUGGAAAAGUAAAAUUAUUAAAAAAUAUUUUAAAAUAAACAUUUUCGUCACUCAAAAUCGCAUCGCAGUUGCUGUCGCGCUCCUCCCCCGUUCACACACCUAACGUGUCCUCACCGCUGCCGGUGUUAAAAUGAAGGUGUUUCCAGAUUAAGUGGUGACCGACUUCCGAAUGCCGUACUGGUUGCUCUUAGUUACGACAGCUGCUUGAAGCAGGGAAAAGCGGGUUAGCUGUUGUCGUUGAUGCCUCGAUAAUGUUUUGUCGUCUGCGAUCUAAAAAGUCUUUACAGUUUUACAAGUCGUUAGUUUGCAGUUUGAUCGUUGUUUGUAGCUAAAGGAGGAUGAGGCCUGAAUAACUCUGCUGCUAAUUGCUACGAUCUUUUGUCAAUAAAAUACAAGAUGUUAAACGUC